GAUAGUUCAAGAUAAAAACUUCAGGAUUAGAUAAGAUAAAAGAUAUUUAACAUGAUUACAAAUAUAAAUAAAUCUAUAAAUAAAUCUAAUUCAAAUUAAUAGUUUAGAAAUUUCAAUAAUAUAGAUUGGAAUAUUAUUGAGAAAAUUAUUAAAAGCUCAAAUGAAAAGUUUUAAAAAGAAAAAGAAUUUAAUGCUGAAGGAGAACUUAAUUUAAUGCGAAUAUUAGCUUCUUAUAGCAAUAUAUUAGAGUAAAAUGAUAUUAACCCUAACUAAGAUACUGAUUAUUAUAAUUUUUUUCUCACAGUUUCUAAAUACAUGUAAAAAAAUGGAAUACUUAAUUGGAUGGAGGCCUCAGCAGCUGUUCUAUAAAAUUCUAAAAGUAAUAAUAAUACCUCAUAAAGCUUUGAAUAAAAAUCAAAUUUAUGUGAUAGCAAAAACUUUUUGUUAGGAUAGCAAAUGAAUCAAAAAAGCCGUACUAAUUCUAAACAAUAUUUAACUAGUAAUUCAGGCUUUGAUAGGAUGAGCUAAGAUGAAUUCUACAAUCAAAAUUAAAGCAAUUCUGUUUUAAAUUUUAAUUAAACAAGAUUAUCAGAAGAUUUGCAAAUGGAAAAUAAUCCUCACAUUUAAAAUAGAAUAAGUUAGUCUCUUUAAACAUAAUAAGGAUUUAUUAGCACAAAUAGUAAUUUUAAUGAGACAUUAAGCAGGGAAGAUAAAAAAAAAUAACGUAAAAAUGCAAAAAACAACUUGAUUUAAACAAUAAAUAGUAAUCUAGAAUUAAUAGAAAAUAAAUUAGUGGAUAUUGAAGAAUCUUAAAAUAACAUUACUAGAUUGAAUAUUAGUGAUUUAGAUUUAUCAAAUAUUUCUCAUGCAAAUAUAAAUAAUAAUACAUUAGUCAGUAAUUUAAAUGCUCACCUAAAUUCAAUAAAAUAUGUUAACUAAACAAAAAAUGAAUUAAAAUCACAACUAGGAUUUGAUAAUUCAUUUUUGGAAUAAGCACUCAAUUAGACAACCUAGGACUAAACUAACACUUCUCACUGGUAAUAAAAUACUCAGUAUAUUAGCAUCAAAGAAUAAGAAUAAGAAGAAGACGAAGAUGAAGAAAAUGGUAAUGAGUAAUAUAAUGAAAAUACCUAGUAACAUAAAAGCUAAGAAAUAGAAAUCAAUUAUAAAAAUUAUGAUGAGAAUAAUCUAAAGUACAAUUAAUAAAAUGAAAAAAAAAGCAAUAAUUUUGCUCAUUCAGUUAAAACAAACUAUGGAAUUAAAAACAAUAAUCAUUCAAAUACCUCUUAUGACAAUGAUUUAUAUUAGAAUGUCCCAUAGCAGGAUACUUCAAUCAGCUAUGAGAAACUUUUUUCAAAUUAAACUUUGUUAACUGGUUAAGGAAAUCCUUCUCCUAUUUCUCAUAAUAAUUCAAUAUAAAAUCUAACAUAAUAUUAAGGGGAUUCAUAUUUCAACAAGUCAGCAACAAAUUAAUUUUCAAGAAUUGAAUAAUUAGGAAAUAAUUCUUUUACAAAUUCAUCUUUUAAGCAAAAAUAUUAUUAAAAGACUCUAGGAAAUAAUAUUUCAAAUAGCACCAAUAAUAAUUUAUAUUCCUCUAAAAUUAAUUUAUCUUCACAUUUAGAGAAAUUUAAUAAAUUAAAUAACUCAAAUAAUAAUAGCAUGAAUAAUUUAAAAAGUAAAUUAAAUGAUUAAAGCAAAUAUUUGUAGCCUUAAACAACUGAUUUUACAGAAUAUGCUAAAUAAAGCAAAGAUUAAUUUUAAAACUCAACUUUGAAAGGAAUGUCUUCAUUACUGUCUUUCAAUCCUUAAAAAUCAUAAUUACUAGCUAGCUUUGAAAAAUAAUUUUAGUAAUUAAACAGGAGAUAAAGUCAUGAGUCUGAAUUAAAUCAUACCUUAGGAAAAAGUGAACUAAAUCAAUUUAAUACUAGCCAGCCAAUAUUGCUCUAAAGUAAAUAAAAACACAACGUAAGCUUUGGAGAGAAUUCUAUUUUCUCGUUAGAUGAAAAUGAAUAAAAUUUUAAAUUAAAAUCUCAAUCAUUUAUUAGGUGGGUUUAAUUCGUGAAUAACAGGAGACAGAUAAAAUGGGAAAAAGAAGAAUAAAUAAGAAAAAUUAUUCUUGCAUUAGACUACUACUAAAGUAUGACAAAACAGAAAGUUUUUAUUCUAUUAAAAGGGUACAAUAUGUUGAUGAAGGAAAGAAGAAAAAAAGAAUAAGUUAUUUAAUUAAAAUGUCAAAGAAAUCUUAAAUAAAAAUAUUUUCAGCUCUACCUUUUGAACUAUUAAUUGUCAUUAAUAGAUACAAAGCAAAAUCAAAAAGCCAUUAAAUUUGCCAAUAGAAAAAUAAAAAUGAGAUACCUGGUCUUGCUAUAAAAAUAUAAAAAUAAGUAGAAAGAGAAAAGAUAGCAAAAUCCUAAAAAAUAAGUUUUUAAUAAAAUUUUUAUCGAAUUUGUUCUAAUGCUAGCGUUAGAAAAGAUAAACAUGGAUAUUUAAGACAAGAAAGAAUUUUGGUUGAGGAUAAAAAGUUUUUAAGAAGAAAAAGCUUGCAGUAUACUUUAAAAAUAUAUUAAAAGCUCGAAUAUAACAGAGUAGAACAUAUAAACUUAGUUAAAACCUCACUUGGAGUGGUUAAAAGUAGAUGCCAAAUAAAAAAUUUUUAAGUCUUUCAUAGAAUAUAAAAAAUUCAUGGAAGAUUCUUAGUAAUUUAGGAGCUGUAGAAUUAAAUUUUACAUUUUUUAAACAUGGAAGAAUAAACUCAUUAAGAAAAAGGAAUAGGAAAAUUUGCUUCAACAACACUUUAACUUGAAAUAUACCAAAAUUUUAGAAAAAAUUAUUACUAGCUGGAGAGAUAUUGCAACAAGGAAUAGUUUAUUAAAAUAACGAUAUAAAUAUCUAAAAAUAUAAUCAAAGUUCAACAUGUUAGAAAAGUACUUUUCUAGGUGGUAUGAUAAGUUUGAAUAUUAUGUUUAAAACAAAGAGGAGAUAAUAAAAGGCUAACAAAUUAAGGGAUAUUUAACUAUUAAGAGGGUAUUCUAAGCAAUGAUUAACUUCUAAUAGUAGUAAAUUCAAAAAAAGGAGUACUAUCAAUAUGCAUUUACUCAUUAUUCUAUCAAUUUGUGCAAGAAGACAUUUAGAGGGUAUGAAAUAAUUAAAUAAAAGAAGGAAAACUAUAAUAGAGUUGUAAACUAGGUCGAAGAUUACUUAAAUUCAAAGAUAUUAAAGAAUUUCUUUAAAAAUUGGAAAAAGCAAAUAAUUUAAGAAAAAAUGGUAAAUAACUUUAUCCGAUAAAUGCUUUACACAAAAGUUAUUAAAGGUUUAUAGAUAUAUUCCAAUAUUAUGAAAAAUAUCAAUAAUAAAAUAAAUAUAUUAGUUGAAAAGAGCAAUCAAAGAUAUCUAGUUCAAGGAUUAAAUGGAUUUAUCUAAAAUUACAUCUAACAAUAAAAAAAUAUUUAAUUGGCUUUUUCUCAUAACUAUAUGAAAAAUUUAGCUUAUUCUUUCAAAUAACUGCAAAAAAAUGUGUUAAGAAAAAAGAGAAAAUAUGUUUAUCUUGUUGAAUAUACUAAAAACAAGAGUAAAUAGUUCAUACUGAAGUGUUUUGAAGGGUGGAAACUCAGAUCUUAAAUAAAAUAGAGAAAAAGAAUGGCAAAUAAAAUUGCAGUUAACAAUUUUAUACAUAAUUUAUUUAAAAAAAUGAUUAAAAUAUUUAGGUAAAAUGUCGAAAAAAAUUAAAUUAAAUAAAAAAUCUAUGAAAUGAUGGAUUAGCAAAAUCAAAAAAAGUUUUUUAAUUACUGGAAAGAAGCUCAUGCUAGUAACUUAUCAAACAAGUUCUACUAGAAAAAAAUAUUAUCAAAAAUAUUUUCCUUGUGGAAAUAGUAAAUUGAAGAGAAAAUUAUUAAGUUGACCAAGAGAAAGCAAGCAGCUUUACUUUACACAUCAAAACUUAUGCAAAUAGCCUCUUUAUUUAUAGAAUGUUUAAAAAUAAAUAAAGAAAAGGCUUUGUACAAAAAGCAAGCUAUGGAAAGAGUGAGCUAAAUUUAUAAACAAAAAUAAAAGAAAAAGACAUUUUUGCUUUUUAAAAAUCAAAUUUAAAAAAUACAAAAACAUCAAUAAAAUUUCAAAGAAAUAUAAAAAAAAUGUACAAUAUCAAUCCUAAAAAACCAUUUUUAAAAUUGGCGUUAGACUUAAGAUAAAUCAAACAAAAAGUUUGAGUGUUUGAGAAAAAUGGAAAAAAUUAAUAGAAUGAGUAAAAUUAAACAAUCCUUUGAAGUUUGGCAGUAAUUUGUAAAUUUAAUGAAAUAUGAUGAAGCACUUUACUAAAAAUCUCAAAGUUUUAGGGAUUACUUGCUAAUAAAGAGAUUUUAUAAAAUAGUCAAACAAAGAAGUAUUGCUAGGCAAAAUGAGAUUGAAAAACUAAAGGCUGCUGAUUAUUACUAUAAAAGAUGCUCGUUUUAUAAAUUAGUGAAUACUUUCUAUAAUAGUAUCUAAGAGAAAAAAUAGAAAAGAAUUUCACUUAAGCACUAUGCAAUAAAAAUUUUGUCAACUAGUUUCUAUAACUGGAAAAGAUACACAUAAGAAAAGUAUGAAAGGUAGUUUUAUAAAAUAAUGAGUUCUAGUAAAAGAGAUAAUAUGCUAGAUAACAGUAUUAGCAACUAUGUAUCAGAAGAAUAAUCACCAGAAACAAUAAUACAAGAUAAUUAGUUAGCUGCAAGUAAUUUAAAUAUCAAUAGUAUCGGAUAUGAUACUUUAAGCAAAAUAUAAUAAUAAAAUUUUAAUAGCACUAUUUCAAACAAUAACAGUUCUAUUUUGAUAAAUAAAGACGCUUCUAACUUAACAAACAAUCUAAGUAAUUUAUUCAAAAACUCAGUUAACAAAAAAUCAGUCAAAUUUCAACAAAAUUUCUAAGAUGAUUUGCUUACAAGUAAUCUAAAUUAUACAGGAGUUUAAAACGACCUACAAUAAUAUUAACUUGAAGCUGAGGAAAAUCAAAGUAACUGA
Messenger RNA from Tetrahymena thermophila SB210, 4992 nucleotides. RefSeq lists its product as hypothetical. The transcript has 8 exons. The record is from RefSeq and is a predicted model, not a curated record. NCBI's taxonomy places the organism in Eukaryota, Ciliophora, Oligohymenophorea, Hymenostomatida, Tetrahymenidae.